AUCAAAUUCUUUUAAAUUAUUGAAGAAGUAUUUCAAUACUCAAAAAUGUUGAGGGUGACAAUUUUUUUCGGCUUAAUCGCUGGAUCUUUUGCUUACUAUACACUACUCGAUGGUCAUUGUCCAAAAUUAUUUUCUAAGGAACCACAUGAAGCCGAUAAGGUUCCCGGAGACUACUAUCUAAUUAAGCGCAACGUCGAAAAUUGGAAUAAUCACGGAAAAUGUUUGAGAUUACAUUUUGACCCACCUGUAGAUGGCGAAGUGAGAUGCCGUACCACUAGCGUUUCUACAAAAACCAACGAAACUUCAGUACUGGAGUCCAAAGUAACAAUAGAUAAGAACUAUAUUGUACAUUUCCGUCACAAACUGCCAAUUUGGGGUGAUUAUGAUGAAUACCAGGUGGUUCUUAAGUCAGAUUAUGUAAACUAUACUAUCGCCGUAGGCUGUCGCAAUUUCGGACAUAAACAUAUUGAAAACGCCUACGUAUUCUCAAGAUACAAAGAUUUCUGCGACGACGACUUUGUGGACAGAGUGUUUGACAGUUACGGCAUCGACUAUCCAAAUUGGGUUCGAAUUGAUCAAGAAAACUGUGAUGAUUGUAUAGCAUAAUUAUCAAAUUAGGUUCUAUGCAAUACGAUUUGUUUCAUUUUUGGAACUGUUAAAUUAUAUAAAUUAUAUACGUUAAUAUUUGUGUAACAUUGUUUUCUGUAUAUGAUCACUAUAUAAAAUAAAGGCCUAUAUAACACUAAA
Molecule: messenger RNA, 747 nt
Organism: Microplitis mediator
Lineage: Eukaryota; Metazoa; Arthropoda; Insecta; Hymenoptera; Braconidae
Exons: 4
Coding region: 46-606 (186 amino acids)
Source: RefSeq, a predicted model, not a curated record